UCCUCCUCUUCUCCUUCCCCGUAGGGUUGCAGCAGAUAAACGCCAUCACUCCACGCGCAGCUGUCUCUAUAAACUCACAACAUACAAAACCUCUAAGUUCUUUUUCACUUCAUUUUUUCACUCUCGUUUCCUUUAUCUGUUCCUCCUCCUCCUCUCCUCUCUCUCUCUCUCUCUGCAACAAUGGGUGCGUCACUUCCACCCAAGGAGGCCAACCUCUUCAAGCUCAUUGUCAAAUCGUACGAAACAAAACAGUACAAGAAGGGCCUGAAAGCAGCUGAUCAAAUAUUGAAAAAGUUUCCCGAACAUGGAGAAACUCUAUCCAUGAAGGGUUUAACGUUAAAUUGCAUGGAUCGUAAGGCUGAAGCUUAUGAUCUUGUUCGAUUAGGAUUAAAGAAUGACCUCAAAAGUCAUGUUUGCUGGCAUGUUUAUGGUCUCUUAUAUCGUUCGGACAGAGAAUACAGGGAGGCAAUAAAAUGUUACCGGAAUGCACUGAAAAUAGAUCCCGACAAUAUUGAAAUUUUACGCGAUCUGUCACUUCUACAG
Cucurbita pepo subsp. pepo (vegetable marrow) is the source of this 543-nucleotide messenger RNA. The record is from RefSeq and is a predicted model, not a curated record. NCBI's taxonomy places the organism in Eukaryota, Viridiplantae, Streptophyta, Magnoliopsida, Cucurbitales, Cucurbitaceae.